AUGGUCUUCGGUCGAUCCCACGCCACUGCCGGACACAACCUGUUUGGUCAACCCGUCCAGUCUACACACAUCCACAUCUGCGGUCUUUACUACAUUGAUCCGCAUCGCUAUCUAAGAACCACGCGGCAAUACCUUCCCACACUUUCCCAGUCGGCACACGCUCGCAUCAUUGCAUCGACAUCUCGGACCACCCUCACCCAGACCUUUGUCAACCCUUCACCGACAGAACCCACCCCCGAGCUUCGCUACACCUUCCCCCUCUAUGAUGGCGUCUCCGUAGUUGCCUUUACCUGCACCAUCAACAACGAUCGUGUCAUUCGCGGCGUAGUCCAGGAGAAGACCGCAGCCCGCAACACAUACAACCAGGCUGUUGCCAAGGGCCAGACAGCCGGCCUCCUGGAGCAACUCCCCGACGCAAGUGAUGUCUUCACCACCACCAUCGGCAACGUCCCCGCUGGCGCCGAGAUUGCAAUCGAGAUCGAAUACCUCGGCGAGCUGAAGCACGAAGCCGAAGUUGACGGCAUCAGAUUCACCAUUCCCACUUCCGUUGCACCACGAUAUGGCGCAUUCCCCGGCGAGUUGCUGGCCAAGCCCACAAACGUCUCUGCAAAGGACGGAAUCCGCAUUGUAGUUGAUGCCGAGGUGCCAACUGGAAGCGUCAUCAAGUCCAUUCAGUCGCCUUCGCAUCCCAUUUCUGUUUCCGUCGGCUCAACUUCCACUAUGAACGCCAAUGCCACCCCAUCUCUCCAGCUUGCGAGUGCCACCCUCACCCUGGGCACUGCUCAACUAGACAAUGACUUCAUUAUCCAGGUCAUUGCGACAAACACCUCCAACCCUGUUGCUGUCCUCGAGACACACCCCACUAUUCCCCAUCAGCAGGCCCUCAUGGCCACCCUUGUGCCCAAGUUCAAGCUUGCUGCCACCAAGCCCGAAGUCGUCUUCAUCUGCGAUCGCUCUGGUUCCAUGGAGGGUAACAAGAUGGAGGAUCUCAAGAAUGCCCUCAGAGUCUUCAUGAAGUCUUUGCCUGUCGGUUCCAUGUUCAACAUCUGUAGUUUCGGUUCAAGGCAUGAUUUCCUGUUCCCGAAGUCUGUCAUGUAUGACCAGAGCACCUUGGAAACUGCCAUGCGACACAUUGAUACCUUUUCCGCCAACUACGGAGGCACCCAGAUCUACAACCCCAUUGAGACGACCUUCAAGCGACGCCACAUCGAUCUCGACCUUGAGACUUUCGUCCUCACUGACGGUGAGGUUUGGGACCAAGGUCGCCUCUUUGGCAUGGUGGAUAGAAUGACUCAGGAGUCCAAAGGCGCGAUCCGUCUCUUUACCCUGGGUGUAGGCAAAGACGUCAGCCACUCUCUCAUCGAAGGCCUUGCUCGAGCCGGAAACGGCUUCUCGCAGUCUGUCUCUGAGAAUGAGAAGAUGUCUGGCAAAGUCGUCCGCAUGCUCAAGGGAGCCCUCACUCCCCACGUCAAUGACUAUACCCUCGAAGUCAAAUAUGCCGAUGCCGAGUCUGAGACGGAGCCUGAAGACGACUUUGAUAUCAUCGAACCCGAAGAUGCGGCUCGCGAGAAGACUGCCGACAGCAAGGAACCCGAGAAGCCCGCAAAGCCGAUUUCCCUCUUUGACAAUAGCGCAGAUGAUGACGUUGACAUGGAAGAUGCUCAGCCUCAAGGCGACAACUCUGGUCUAGAGCGGUACUCCCACAUUCCGACAGUGAAGCCACCCAAAAUUCUUCAAGCUCCCUUCCAGAUCCCGCCUCUCUUCCCCUUUAGCCGUACCAGCGUCUAUCUUCUGCUUUCUCCCGACAGAGAGCUGAGGUCCAAGACUCCAGAGUCCUUGGUUCUGCGUGGCACUUCAUCUCAGGGUCCUUUGGAGCUCCGAAUCCCCAUCACUGUGCUUGAUCAGAAGGCCAAGACGAUUCAUCAGCUCGCUGCUCGCAAGGCUGUCAAGGAACUGGAAGAAGGCCGUGGCUGGAUCUACCACGCAAAGAGUAGAGACGGCAACCUUCUCCAGUCGCAACAUCCCGGCCGCUUCCCCAGCAUGGUCGAGCGAGAGGCCGUCCGACUUGGCAUCCAGUUUCAGGUUGGGGGCAAGUGGUGCUCCUUUGUUGCGGUUGAGCAGAACAACACUCGAAACAUCGAGCAGAUUGGCGCUGCCAACCCAGAGCAAGCCAGAGCUGGGAUAUCUAAGCCAGAUGCGACUCGACAGAGUCAGGCAGUGAUGAAAAAAACUAGGGGAGGAAUGGCCCAGCAACAGCAACAGCCCGCAGCACCUAGGAGCUUCGGCUCCGGCCAGCCCGGCGGAUCCUUGUUCGGCCAGUCCACAGCCCCUUCCCCGUCGUCUACCUCAGCUGCCGGUGGUCUCUUUGGUUCUCGUUCUCCUAGCACUGGUGCCUUUGGCGCGGCCCCGUCUCCUGCGAGCCACACCGGCGGAGGGGUUCAGCUCUUUGGUGGACCUGGCGGAGGCUUGUUUGGUCAUCCCGCAGCCCCUACAGCCCCUGCUCCGUCGUCUACUCCAAAUGUUGGUGGUCUCUUCGGCUCGUGCUCUCCAAGCACUGGCGCAUUCGGCGCAGCCCCAGCCCGAUUAUUUGGUCAACCCCAGGCUGCCAACUCCAUCUCCCCCAAGCCCCAGACUGGAGGUCUCUUUGGUGGCCCUCCUCAGUGGUCUGCCAGUGGACAAUCUGUUUCCUCCAUGCCCCAGAGCGGAGGUCUCUUUGGUAGUGCAAGCCCACCUCCCCAGUGGUCUGACGGACAGCCUCCCAUCGUUCAAGCGGCCGCGCUUGCUCCUCCCACGGCCCAGGUUGAUGGAGCUUUGCUUGAUCAAUACCAACGGGAGAUGAGUGAAGCUGCAUGCAUGUCCCUCCCUGAAGAAAUUUCUGACGAUGAUUGGGAAAAUGAAGCUUCCCCGGCUGCAGUCCCUGCUGUCGCUGCGACUCUUGACCUCUCGAUGAAGAAGAAGAACAUGCCACCAUCUCCUGAUCAGUUCUCUGCCAUAGUAUCGCUUCAGAACUUUGACGGCAGCUGGGACUCUUCAAAGGAACUCUUCGACAUCAUUGGCAUCACUUUGGAUGUGGUUAAGGACACUUUGUACCGCCUUGAUGUUGAUGACGAGAGAGUCAUGUCUACCUCUGCAGUCAUUUCUUUCCUGCGCCAGGUUCUCACAGAGGAACGGGACAGUUGGGAGGUGCUGGAGGAGAAGGCGGUCGCUUGGCUCGAGGGGGAGUUGGGCGAGGAGACGGCCCAGAAGUUUUUGGCUAUUGCCGAACGUCUGUUCUAA
This is a messenger RNA of Colletotrichum phormii, 3276 nucleotides long. RefSeq names its product vault protein inter-alpha-trypsin. The coding region runs from base 1 to 3276 and encodes 1091 amino acids. NCBI's taxonomy places the organism in Eukaryota, Fungi, Ascomycota, Sordariomycetes, Glomerellales, Glomerellaceae. The record is from RefSeq and is a predicted model, not a curated record. The transcript is spliced from 4 exons.